CGUGAUGAUGGCGUCUCUCGGUAACUCCGGCAGCGCCUCCAGCCCGAUGGUCAUGCUCGCUCCCAAAACCAAGACUAAAAAGAGACAUUUCAUGCAGCAAAAGGUGAAGGUGUUCCGGGCGAGCGACCCGAUGCUCAGCGUGUUCAUGUGGGGCGUAAAUCAUUCGAUCAAUGAUUUAAAUCAAGUUCCAGUGCCUGUCAUGCUGCUCCCUGACGACUUCAAAGCCAACACCAAAAUUAAAGUGAACAACCACCUCUUCAACAAGGAGAAUCUUCCAAGCCAUUUUAAGUUCAAGGAGUAUUGUCCACAAGUUUUCAGAAACCUCAGGGAGCGAUUUGGAAUUGAAGAUCUUGACUACCAGGCAUCUCUGGCCCGCAGUGCUCCUAUGAAAGGCGACGGACAGGGGGAAGGUCUUCUCUUCACGUCCUAUGACCGCACGCUGAUCGUCAAGCAGAUCUCCAGUGAAGAAGUAGCCGAUAUGCAUAACAUUCUGUCCGAGUAUCACCAGCAUAUAGUGAAGUGUCAUGGCAGCACACUCCUCCCUCAGUUUCUGGGCAUGUACCGCAUUACGGUGGAGAGCGAAGACACGUACCUGAUUGUCAUGAGGAACAUGUUCAGCCACAGACUCCUCGUCCACCGAAAAUACGACCUGAAGGGUUCUCUGGUAGAUCGUGAGGCCAGUGACAAAGAGAAGGUAAAAGAGCUGCCCACUUUUAAAGACAUGGAUUUCAGAAAUAACAUGCAGAAGGUUUAUGUGACAGAGGAACAGAAAGAGAAGAUGAUGGAGAAGCUCAAUCGAGAUGUAGAGUUCCUGGUGAAGCUGAAGAUAAUGGACUACAGUCUUCUUCUGGGCAUCCAUGACGUGGCGCGAGGUGAGCGUGAGGAAGAGGAGGCCGAAGAGCCCUGCUACGAAGACGAUGCUGAUCCAGAGAACGGUCUGGCUCCGGCUCUGCAGGUGGGCUCCUACGGGACGUCCCCUGAGGGCAUCGCUGGAUACAUGAACUCCAUCAAACCGCUGGGCCCUGGAGAGUUUGACCCUUACAUUGAUGUAUACGCUGUCAAAAGUGCUCCAGGAGCGCCGCAGAGGGAGGUGUAUUUCAUGGGCCUGAUCGACGUGUUGACUCAGUAUGACACUAAGAAGAAGGCAGCACACGCCGCAAAGACUGUUAAACAUGGCGCUGGUGCUGAAAUAUCUACGGUUCAUCCAGAACAGUACGCCAAACGAUUCCGAGAAUUCAUCUCCAACAUUUUUGCAUAACCUCUUCUGGAUCAACACUUUAAGGGUGACAAUAUGACAUGGAUCUUGUUCUUCAGCAGUUUCAUCAGAUCCUCUCAACACAACUUUGCAGUUUCUGUCCAUUCCCAUCACAUAGGUUUAUUUUCUCCUCCUUCUAGCAUCUGUUUAAUGUUUUCAGAAAAAUGAUCCUGAUGAUCUUAAAGCGUGACACGUUAGCAAGAACCGGACUCUCUCAUCCACACUCCAGCAUUGUACAUCAACCGUGUGUUUCACAAAUCAAUAGAAAUCAGUCACCUCGUGGCUCCAUCCACAAAUAUGUGCGCAUUUGCCUAAUCUUUUAAGAAGAUAUUAAACCCGUAGCAGUGACAUAACUAUAGCCCCUGGUGUGUUUUCUCCCUCUCUCUGGACUUUGGAUAGGCAGAGAGAGAAACCACCGCCUUAAACCCAGUAUGAAGGAAAAAUAGCUGAAAAUCAUGCUUAAAGUGCAUGUUAGCCUCACUUCAUGCAUACCUGUACAGCACUCGAAUGUUGGAAAGAUACUUUAGAAGACGUCAAAACAAAAACAUAUAUAAGGGCAGCCAGAGACCGUAAACGUGUCUGGAUUAAAGUAAUAUUCUGAAUUGAAUGCCGACUGUUUAUAUGUGGAUGGACGGAGCACACAUUAUUACACGUAUAUCUCUCAUAUUUGAGCUACUUUAUGCAGUUAGCCUUAUAAGAGGGAUUUUUUCUUGGUAGUUUGUAGCUGAAAUACACUGCGCUGAUUUAGGAUGAAAUGCCUUAUUGUUGCAUUUUAUUUAUUUUUUUGCGAAUCAGUGUUUUGGACCAAAUAUAUUUUUCAAGAGACCAGAUUCCCCUCCAAAAAAAAAAAAAAAAAAAAA
This is a messenger RNA of Danio rerio (zebrafish), 2115 nucleotides long. It is a transcript of the gene pip4k2ca, whose product is annotated as phosphatidylinositol-5-phosphate 4-kinase, type II, gamma a. NCBI's taxonomy places the organism in Eukaryota, Metazoa, Chordata, Actinopteri, Cypriniformes, Danionidae. The record is from RefSeq and is marked validated.